CCAUGCUUGUGGGUGAGAUUUAUUACAUUUACAGGUUAGGACUUAGGAACGUAGGGAAGGGAAAAGCCCAAGAGGGGACCAAAUACAAAUCCACGUUUCACCGACGGCGUGCGGAGGCGGAGGGGCGUCGUCGGCCUCUGACCUGUCUAUCAGGCGUCAGCAGUCAGUACCCGGGCAAAUCAAAGGCCUAAACACGUAUAUAAAAAUCAACCAGCAAAAACGUUUCGGUUCUUCUUUCUUUGAUUCUCUUCCCUUCCCUUUCUCCAAUCUCCGAUCUUUCCCUCUCAAUCUCUCUCCCCAAUACUUCUUCAUCCCUUCUCUGUACUAUUGCGAGGUGAAAGUUGCUGACUUUUUUUUUUGGGUCCAAAAUCUUCUUCUUCUUCAUCUCUCCCUCUUUUCCGCUCCUUGCUCUGCCGUGGAAGAUCAAUGGCGAAGAGUAAGAGAGAGGAAAGAGAGGUGGGCAGCUUCUUCUUUGACGGAAUGAUUGAUAACAUGCCCGUCUUUGCUAAGGAGCUCAUCGCCGGCGGGGUUGCCGGUGGCUUUGCCAAGACUGUCGUUGCGCCCCUUGAACGCGUCAAGAUUCUCUUCCAGACCUUCACUCUCUCCCUGGACAAAACAUUUAUGUACUGCUGUUGCUAUAUGCUCCAAUUAAAGCAUCUGGGAUCUUCUACCUGCAGUGGGAAUGGAGCUAGUGUUGCUCGAAUCGUACCUUACGCGGCCCUCCAUUUCAUGACAUACGAGCAGUACCGUAGAUGGAUCAUACUCAGCUUUCCUGAUGUGGGUAGGGGUCCUGUCCUUGAUCUUGUGGCAGGAUCCUUUGCUGGAGGGACUGCUGUUCUUUUCACCUAUCCGCUUGACUUGGUUCGGACCAAACUGGCUUACCAGACAGUACAGGUUGUUGGUGCACCAACAAUGAACAUUCGUGGUGCUGUUGGUUCUGAACAAAUGUAUAGAGGCAUAGUUGAUUGUUUUUCCAAGACUUUGAAGGAGUCGGGGGCGAGAGGUCUUUACCGUGGGGUUGCUCCAUCUCUAUACGGGAUCUUCCCUUAUGCCGGCUUGAAGUUUUACUUCUACGAGGAAAUGAAACUGCAUGUCCCUGAGAAGCAUCAGAAAGACAUUUCAGUCAAGUUGGUUUGUGGCUCAGUAGCUGGCUUAUUAGGUCAGACCUUCACGUACCCUCUUGACGUAGUUAGGAGGCAAAUGCAGGUGGAAAGGCUUUCACUUUCAGCAUCUAGUAACGCUGAGUUGAAAGGAACAAUGGAAACACUUGUCAUGAUCGCACAAAAGCAAGGGUGGAAGCAGCUAUUUUCAGGAUUAAGUCUAAACUACCUGAAGGUUGUUCCAUCUGUGGCAAUUGGUUUUACAGUUUACGAUGUUAUGAAAUCGUGCCUGAGAGUACCCUCACGAGAAGCUUUAGAAGCUGUAGCCGAGAACAGGAAUAGUCAGCACACUCUUCAUUCUUAGGCAACACAACCAUACGGUUGCUAACAUUCUUCAACGACGCCAGUAAUAAGCGAUGCAUUCAAUUCUUUACGACUCUGUAUGAUUGUUACAGUGUAAAGUAAUCCUACCUCACAGACUCAGAGCGGCUGCUAAAUAAGCCUCGCAGUUGCAGUCCUGUAUAAUUUUCUAGCCCAGUGGUGGGGGAAAGCUGGAAAGGUCAGUACUUAGGACCUAAGUCUUCAUCUUCUGUACAUAGGAAAAGGUCAAAACAUUGAAGACCCAGUUUUCAUCUAUGCUGUGUUCUGUUGUUGUUGAUCUGGAUAGCCUAAUAUAUCAUACAGCCUUCAGUACAUGACAUAAAACUGGACGAGUAAAACGAAGGUUUAUGCAACUUGAUGCUCAGAUGAAUUGCAUGU
Messenger RNA from Linum tenue, 1859 nucleotides. Lineage: Eukaryota; Viridiplantae; Streptophyta; Magnoliopsida; Malpighiales; Linaceae. The record is from the annotation of a GenBank genome assembly.